AUGAAAACCCAGAAAAGGCCGCUUACAGAUGUCAUAAAGAUUUCCAACCCAUUCGCGGUGCUGGAAGACGAGUGCUGUAUAGAGACUGCAGUUCGCUCGGAUGUCAAAGCAACGAAGGGAGCCCAGGUUUAUCUUGGUGCUCACAAAGUAAAGGAAGUAACUAAGCAAAUUUUGGUUGUGGGAGAGUCCCAGUGGUGCCAGCAAGAAGCCUCCCGGAGCCACAGUGGUGCCAGCAAGAAGCCUCCCGGAGCCACAGUGGUGCCAGCAAGAAGCCACCCGGAGCCACAGUGGUGCCAGCAAGAAGCCACCCGGAGCCACAGUGGUGCCAGCAAGAAGCCACCCGGAGCCACAGUGGUGCCAGCAAGAAACCUCCCGGAGCCACAGUGGUGCCAGCAAGAAGUCUCCCGGAGCCACAGUGGUGCCAGCAAGAAGUCUCCCGGAGCCACAGUGGUGCCAGCAAGAAGCCUCCCGGAGCCACAGUGGUGCCAGCAAGAAGCCUCCCGGAGCCACAGUGGUGCCAGCAAGAAGCCUCCCGGAGCCACAGUGGUGCCAGCAAGAAACCUCCCGGAGCCACAGUGGUGCCAGCAAGAAGUCUCCCGGAGCCACAGUGGUGCCAGCAAGAAGCCACCCGGAGCCACAGUGGUGCCAGCAAGAAGACUCCCGGAGCCACAGUGGUGCCAGCAAGAAGCCUCCCGGAGCCACAGUGGUGCCAGCAAGAAGCCACCCGGAGCCACAGUGGUGCCAGCAAGAAGCCACCCGGAGCCACAGUGGUGCCAGCAAGAAGCCUCCCGGAGCCACAGUGGUGCCAGCAAGAAGCCUCCCGGAGCCACAGUGGUGCCAGCAAGAAGCCACCCGGAGCCACAGUGGUGCCAGCAAGAAGCCACCCGGAGCCACAGUGGUGCCAGCAAGAAGCCACCCGGAGCCACAGUGGUGCCAGCAAGAAGUCUCCCGGAGCCACAGUGGUGCCAGCAAGAAGCCUCCCGGAGCCACAGUGGUGCCAGCAAGAAGCCACCCGGAGCCACAGUGGUGCCAGCAAGAAGCCACCCGGAGCCACAGUGGUGCCAGCAAGAAGCCACCCGGAGCCACAGUGGUGCCAGCAAGAAGCCUCCCGGAGCCACAGUGGUGCCAGCUAGAAGCCUCCCGGAGCCACAGUGGUGCCAGCAAGAAGCCACCCGGAGCCACAGUGGUGCCAGCAAGAAGCCACCCGGAGCCACAGUGGUGCCAGCAAGAAGCCUCCCGGAGCCACAGUGGUGCCAGCAAGAAGCCUCCCGGAGCCACAGUGGUGCCAGCAAGAAGUCUCCCGGAGCCACAGUGGUGCCAGCAAGAAGCCUCCCGGAGCCACAGUGGUGCCAGCAAGAAGUCUCUCGGAGCCACAGUGGUGCCAGCAAGAAGUCUCCCGGAGCCACAGUGGUGCCAGCAAGAAGUCUCCCGGAGCCACAGUGGUGCCAGCAAGAAGCCUCCCGGAGCCACAGUGGUGCCAGCAAGAAGUCUCCCGGAGCCACAGUGGUGCCAGCAAGAAGCCUCCCGGAGCCACAGUGGUGCCAGCAAGAAGCCUCCCGGAGCCACAGUGGUGCCAGCAAGAAGCCUCCCGGAGCCACAGUGGUGCCAGCAAGAAGCCACCCGGAGCCACAGUGGUGCCAGCAAGAAGCCACCCGGAGCCACAGUGGUGCCAGCAAGAAGCCACCCGGAGCCACAGUGGUGCCAGCAAGAAACCUCCCGGAGCCACAGUGGUGCCAGCAAGAAGUCUCCCGGAGCCACAGUGGUGCCAGCAAGAAGUCUCCCGGAGCCACAGUGGUGCCAGCAAGAAGCCUCCCGGAGCCACAGUGGUGCCAGCAAGAAGCCUCCCGGAGCCACAGUGGUGCCAGCAAGAAGCCUCCCGGAGCCACAGUGGUGCCAGCAAGAAACCUCCCGGAGCCACAGUGGUGCCAGCAAGAAGUCUCCCGGAGCCACAGUGGUGCCAGCAAGAAGCCACCCGGAGCCACAGUGGUGCCAGCAAGAAGCCACCCGGAGCCACAGUGGUGCCAGCAAGAAGCCACCCGGAGCCACAGUGGUGCCAGCAAGAAGCCACCCGGAGCCACAGUGGUGCCAGCAAGAAGUCUCCCGGAGCCACAGUGGUGCCAGCAAGAAGCCUCCCGGAGCCACAGUGGUGCCAGCAAGAAGCCACCCGGAGCCACAGUGGUGCCAGCAAGAAGCCACCCGGAGCCACAGUGGUGCCAGCAAGAAGCCUCCCGGAGCCACAGUGGUGCCAGCAAGAAGCCUCCCGGAGCCACAGUGGUGCCAGCAAGAAGCCUCCCGGAGCCACAGUGGUGCCAGCAAGAAGCCUCCCGGAGCCACAGUGGUGCCAGCAAGAAGCCUCCCGGAGCCACAGUGGUGCCAGCAAGAAGCCUCCCGGAGCCACAGUGGUGCCAGCAAGAAGCCUCCCGGAGCCACAGUGGUGCCAGCAAGAAGCCACCCGGAGCCACAGUGGUGCCAGCAAGAAGUCUCCCGGAGCCACAGUGGUGCCAGCAAGAAGCCUCCCGGAGCCACAGUGGUGCCAGCAAGAAGCCACCCGGAGCCACAGUGGUGCCAGCAAAAAGUCUCCCGGAGCCACAGUGGUGCCAGCAAGAAGCCUCCCGGAGCCACAGUGGUGCCAGCAAGAAGCCUCCCGGAGCCACAGUGGUGCCAGCAAGAAGCCUCCGGGCUCCAAUACCAACAUUCCUCUUAAGAAAGAAGUAUAAGUUUUGUGGACUCUGCCGCGGCGUAACUCAUCAUAUUAAACCCCUGGGAAUGCUUACAUAA
This is a messenger RNA of Procambarus clarkii (red swamp crayfish), 2778 nucleotides long. RefSeq names its product nucleolar and coiled-body phosphoprotein 1-like. The record is from RefSeq and is a predicted model, not a curated record. Lineage: Eukaryota; Metazoa; Arthropoda; Malacostraca; Decapoda; Cambaridae.